AUGGAAUAUAAAGAAAAACCUGAAGGACCCUUCUUUGUGACUUUUUACGUGACCAAUUUUACAGCAUCGGAUGAUUCAGUGUCGUACAAAAUAAAUAUAACAGAUUUUUAUGGAAACUGCUACGAGUCCAACAUCAUCAGUAAAAACAGUUAUCGUCAAAUUAAUUUCUCUAGCAAUUACAUUGAAAUAUGUGAAGAAACUGCUAUUAAGGAUGUCAUACAAAGUUGUAUAAAAAUUAAUGUUCUCGCGAGAAGCAAUUCUAAGGGCAAGGAGGAUGACAAUCAGAAAAGUGAUAGCGAAAACAACAGUGACAAUGGAAGUAAUAGUUUUAUUUGCAUUGGAUCAGAUAACAUUAAGACUUUCCCCUUUUUGCAUGAUCAGUUAAUAAUCACGAGAAAUGUUAUCGUAUCGUACAAAUGUGAAAAUCGAUGGGAAGAGAUCGAUAAUCAAAUUGAAAAAGACCAAAUGGGUGAACCAGGCGAACCGGGCAAGCCAAGCGAAAUAAGUGACAAGAAAAAAAAAAAAAAAAAUAGCGAUAAGGAUGAAAAAAAAAAAAAAAAAAAAAAUAGCGAUAAGGUAAAAAGUAAAUCAGGAGGGGACGGAAGAAAGUCAGAAAAUUGUAUCAAAUCGAAUAUUGGCAUAAGCUUUAAUAUCACGCUGAAUGUAAAUUCACUACUAGGGAACUACUGCGAGAGGUCAUCUUACAACAUAAUGAACAUGAAGGUUGAUGGUGUAUACAAUAUACCCAAAUCUGUAGAAGACAAAAUAUCAAAAAAGAAUUUGCACACGUUUCAAUUGAAAUUUUUGGAUUUUUGCAUGAACGACGGAAUGCUAGUAAAAGAUGAGCAAGACAAAUACAAAAUUGAAUGGAAAAAAAAUGACUUGUACAAAUAUAGAAAUAUAAAGGAAAUUGAAUAUAUUUACAACUUUCUGUUUUACGAAUCUUUUAACGUUAAUGCCUAUUUGCUAUGUUUUAACGAGGGAAAGAAACAAAAAGACAAUAACUCUCCAAGCGUGGUUGACUUCCUUUGUGGGAGGUUCGAAGUAAACAUUAACGAUGUAAUAUCAAAUAAAGUCCUUAAUGCCAAGUACAGAUUACAUGUCUUGGAUCUCCAAAAAGGAGAAGUGAAAAAUGCCAUAGAAAAAGGUGAUACUAAUGAAGGUUCAUUUAUAUAUGGAGGGGCUUACAUCAUGUUGACCAUUAAAUUUUACAAGCCAUUUUUCCAAAGGGAGAAGAAAGUAGAAUUUCCCCUAAAAAUGGAUAAUAUGAAGGAAGGCUCAAAAGUAAACGGUGUAUUGUCGCCUAAUCAAAAGGAAGGUGAAGAUAUUGGCAAUUUGUUUAACAGAUUAAUUCUUGAAGGAAUUCAAUAUGUCAAUAGCGAAAUAAACAAAAGGAAAAAUGAAGAACAAAUAAAGAUUUAUAAAAAAUCCAAGGAGUAUCUCUCCUUUUUAAACGAUUUAAAAGAAAAUCCUACGUACAUUAAUUUGUAUAACAAUAUCAAAGAAGUUAUGAUAAAAAUGGCUUAUGAAAUAGUGAAGAAAAAAAUAUAUAAAAAUUUCAAUCUCCAUGAUGAUGUGAUGUACACAGAUGAUGAGACAGAAAAGAAGUUAGAUUUGAAAGGAAAAUAUGUGGAUAUAAACAAUAUUAAUCAUGGGAUGAAUAAUACAAAUGAAAAGAACCACUCGAACGGUGGUAAUAAAAAGUUUGUAGAAAAUAUAACCAUAUCUGAAGAAAAUACAAAUUGUAUCUUGGCACAUCUAUUUAAUCUUGUGCAUGAAUCAUCAAAUGUAAUCAUUAAUGGCUACUGCGAGAAGGAAAACAAUAUUAAUACCAAUGCGUUAGAUGAAAUAAAAAAAAAAAAUAAUAUCAAAAAUGUUGAAAAUUAUCUAUUUAAUGUAUUAAAAGAAAGUGAAUUUUUACUAAAGUAUAAAAAGUGUGUGUAUUUUUGUGAGGCUACACUGGUUUUACUUUUUAAAAAAAUACUAAAUUCGGGAGAAAAUACAGAAAAGAAAGAUUUAAGAAUAAUAGAAAAUCAAGAUUAUAAUCAUGUCGUUAACAUGUUGCUAAACUGUGAAGAGCAUGGAGAAGGGGAGAAUACUCCCCAAGAUAAUUACAUUUACAAAAAAAGUGAAAAAAGUGAGAAAAAUAACGAGGCUGACAUUUUAACAUCCAUAAUAAGCACUAUGCAGAGAAAAAAUUCUAACUGUUACUUGUUUGAUUAUAUAAACCACUUUGAAAAAAUAAUUUUAAAUCAAAAAAAUGAAAAUCGAGUAGGUGAAGAAACCUUUGUAAAGGAUUCCAAACAGGAGAAUAUCUUUUCCACUUUUAAUUUACCACAGAAUAAAGAAAUUAAAAAUUUAUUUAUUGAUGUACUUUAUAAAUAUGCAAAAGUUUUGUUGAUAUCGAAUAACAACACCAAUUGUGAAACUCAAAAAAAACAGCAGCGUCUGUACUAUGAGCAGUAUUGUGCUGCGAGAGACAGAAAGACAGAUACAGCUCAACUCGAGAAAGGAAUAAUUGCUUCAGCAUUUCAUAACAUAAACGAAUAUGACAAUUUUGAGUAUCACGACAACUUUGACUUGUAUGAAAAGUACCUCAACGGCGAGAACAUGGACUCCUGCAUUUCCUGUUUAUCUGCUUACGUGGAGCUCACCAAUUUUGAAAACUUAGAAAGCAUUUUCAUAUUAACCUUGGUAUAUCUGAACACACACAAAUAUGACAAAGCUAUGAAACUGGCUAGCUACUUGAUACAAGUUUUGAAGAAAAAGGAAAGAAAAAAAAUGACACGUGGAAAAGAAACAAACCGAGACAAAAUAAUAAGCACUCCUCCACUGGGUGAUACGUCAGAGGAAGAAAAUCCAUGGAACAUAAAACAGCUAUAUUUAUAUAGCACAUUUAAUUAUUCAAACAUAAAUAUAAGUGUAGAGAUAUGUAUAUAUAUCAAAGCUCUAUGCUUUUUCUUUCAACGUAAUUAUGUGAACUAUUACAUUAACAUGAGUAUCCUUUUGAAUAACAAUGAAAACAAUCUACGAUCAGCCAUCGAAAAAACCAUAAAUGAGUUUAAUCUUCAAAAAGAAACACGUGCUACGAUUGGUCGUGGAAAAAGUGAAAAUAGCAAAGCUAAAAAUGAUAUUAACAAUCUUGAGAAUGACAAGGACAAGACGGAAAAUGAACCUGCGUCGUCCACAAAUGAUGGGGAAAAGAAAAAGGAAGAAACAGAAAAAACAGAAAAGGCAGAAAAAACAGAAAAAACAGAAAAGACAGAAAAAAAAGAAAAAACAGAAAAAAAUUGGCAGAAUGGACGCGAGGGCAGAAGCGAGGGAAAAACAAAAGACAUGAACGAACAAAUCGACACGGAUAAAGAAGAAACCAAACAUAUAAACGAUUCUGAAGAAGUGAAAACAAAAGGAAGAAGUAGCAUAAGAAAAGAAAAACAAAACAGUGUACUGGAAAAUGAAACGGAGAUAAAUUUACCAGAAGCAUACUUAUCUAACCAUGUGCCUGUGAAGGAUAUCUUUAUGUUCUUGUUUCUUAUUCACUGCAUAAAAUUCAACAUUUUAAAUAUUGUAAUGUUUAUUCAUGAAAAUCGACAUAAAUUUUUAACUGAACUUUCAUUGGAAACGCCUUUAUACAGGCAUCUAAUUAUUCGUGCUUUUUUUGCUCUUGCAGAAUUCGCGAAAUGCAUUGAACUCAUAGAAGAAACGAAGGAACACCUGAAAAAUUUUGACAUGUUGUAUAUAUAUGCUGAAAGUGCAUACAAGUUGAAGGACUACAGAAAGUCCAUGGUGCUACUAAAACAGUGUUUAUAUCUAUGCAGAAUGAGCAACGUGCGUGUAAAAAUAUAUCUUCAAUUAAGCAAAGUGUACAUUUCUCUUAAUCAAUAUGAAGACUCCAAAAAAGAGAUUAAAAAAUCACUAGAUGUGUGCAAAACUAGCUAUUCUUAUCUUUACUUGGCUCAUUAUUAUUUAAAAAAAAAAAAAAAAAAAUACAUGCAAGCUUACAAGUUCUUGCACAAGUCAAAUGAAAUGAAUCUCUUCAACCACAAAUUAUGGGCUUACUUUUGCAUAACUUUUCUUCAUCUUGGAAUGAAAGAUGAAGCAGACAAAUGUUUAGGGAACUUUAUAAAAAUGAAGAAAUAUGACAAGAUGAUUAUUUCAGAAAUGUUAACCGCAUACAAAAUGGUUGAAUAUGAAAAGGGAUGGAAAAUUUUAUCAACUCUUCAUGAACGAGAAGAGAAUACUGAUUGUGGGAAAAAUGUAACCUAG
Plasmodium gonderi is the source of this 4266-nucleotide messenger RNA. RefSeq lists its product as hypothetical. Gene Ontology annotation, molecular function: protein binding. The record is from RefSeq and is a predicted model, not a curated record. Bases 1 to 4266 code for a protein of 1421 amino acids. NCBI's taxonomy places the organism in Eukaryota, Apicomplexa, Aconoidasida, Haemosporida, Plasmodiidae. The transcript is spliced from 17 exons.